Messenger RNA from Eimeria maxima, 2412 nucleotides. RefSeq lists its product as hypothetical. The transcript has a single exon. Gene Ontology annotation, cellular component: chloroplast. The record is from RefSeq and is a predicted model, not a curated record. Lineage: Eukaryota; Apicomplexa; Conoidasida; Eucoccidiorida; Eimeriidae. The coding region runs from base 1 to 2412 and encodes 803 amino acids.
AUGGCGGGCGAUGGAAAGACAUGUGCAGCAGCUGCUGCUGCAGCAUCCGAUGAUGCAAGAGCCGAUGUCUCUGCUCGGCAGGCUCCCAGCUCCCCAAUUCCUGGAGCAGCAGCAGCAGCACCAGCAGCAGCAGCAGCAGCAGCAGCAGAUCUGUCAACUUCUUCUAGCGACGAAUCUACUGUAAGGCUGCAGACAAGAGAGACAGGCGAUUGCUUAGAGUGUAGGCAGCAUCUGCUGUCUGUCUUAGCUGCUGUGGUGCGGGCAUUGGGCCCUAACAGGCGGCCUUCUGCUGCUGCUGCUGCAGCAGCAGCAGCAGCAGCAGCAGCAGACCAGGAGGCUUCGGCGGCAGAGGAGGCAGCAGAAGCAGCAGGGCGGGAAGCUGAAGCAGCAGCGAAAGAAGCUGCACGUCUUAGUGGAAAGGCAGGUGCAGCAGCGGCAGCAGCAGCAGCUGCAGCUGCAGCAGAGGCGGCAGAGCAAGCAGAGGCAAAUGCAGCAGCAGCAGCAGAAGCAGCAGCAGCAGCAGAAACAGCAGAAGCAGAUCAUAUGGAUGGAUUCGUCUCUGUGUCUCUUGAGGAGCUGCAGCUGCUAGCAGAAGCAGCAGGAGACCCAACACAGGCAGCAGCACUGCUGCAGCACAACGGAGCAGAGUUGCUGCUGCUGCUGCUGCAGCAGUGGGUACUUCCUGGUCUUGAGAGUCUUUCUUCUUCUUCUGCAUCGCAGCAGCAGCAACAGCAGCAGCAGCAGCCACAGGGAGGCCCCUCUGCUGCUGCUGUUGCAGUUAGCCGCAGACUCCUCCGUGUCUGCCGCAAGGCAGGUGUAUCUGCAGCAACAAUUGCUGAGUUGCUGCUGAUGGCAGCAGCAAAUCUUAUUUCUUUUAGUCCUAGUAUAGAGGAUAUGCAAGAAGAAGCAGGAGGUGCUGCAUCUGCUGCUGCUGCUGCACUUGCUGCUGCUCUCCCUCUUGCUGCUGAUGUAUUUGCUGCUGCAGUACUUAGCUGCACCCAUGCAGGCGCAUUAAAGGAAGCUCUUAGGGGUCUAUCUGCUGCACUGAGUCUGCGGCAGCAGGAGCAGCAGCAGCAGCAGCAGACACUGCAGCAGCAGCUGGAAGAAGCUAGGAAUAGACGGCUGCUGCUGCUGCGUGCUGCACCAACAGAAGCAGCAGCAGAGGAUCUGCUGUCGCGGUGCAUGCAUGUGCUGCGGCAGGCGCUGCACGAGCCGCUGCUGAGUGCAGCAGCGCAUGCAGUGGCGCUGCUGCUGGCUGUUGGGGAUGUAGACAGUACAGCAGCAGCAAACCUUGCUGCUGCUGCAGCAAAAGCAGCAGCAAAAGCAAAAGGGGCUGUAGUAGUACCAACAGAAGAGGAGGUAUUGGGGGCUGUACCUCCUUUGCUGCUGCUGCUGCGGCAGCAGCAUCAGCAGCAAAUGCUGCUGCUGAUUACUAUAGAGAGAGCAGCAGAGCUGCUGCGGACACCGCUGCUGCCAGCAACUGCUGCUGCACCUGCGGUGUCUCUUGAUGUCCCCCCAGAGACACGAGCAGAUAAUUUCCUGCAGCAGCUGCGGCAGCAGGUAGAGGAGCAGCAGCUGCAGCUGCUCGAUGAUGAGAGCAGCAGCACUCUUGCUUCCUUGUUGCUGCUGUGUGCUGAUCUGCUUAAAGGGGAUCCUCAGUUGCUGUUGCAGGGGCCCCCCGAGGGGCCCCCAGAUCCCGUAGGUGCUGCAGAGCUUCUUAUACAGAUUUGCUGCUGCAGCUGCUGCUGCAGCAGCAGCGACACAGCACUAGAAGCAGCGCUGCUGCUGCACCUCGUCCUCUUUGAGAAUAACGAGGCAACAGGACUAAAACCAUCAGAGGUUGGUGGCAUCAGUACCCGUCUUGCGCAGCUAACUCUUGGCUGCAGCAGCAGCAGCAGCAACAGCAAAGACAACAACAACAGCAGCAGUAGCGGUACCAGCAGUAGCAGCAGCAGCAGCAGCAGCGAAUCUAAACGUCCUGCAACCAGUGCAUGCAACAAUGGCAACAACAGCGAUGAUGAGAGACACAAGGAAGGCACAAAAGCCUCAAAGAAAGCCCAAGCAGCAGCAGCAGCAGGUAGCAGCCAUGCUACAGACCCAACUAGCAGCAGCAGCAGCAGCAGCAGCAGCAGCAGCAGCAGCAGCAGCAGCAGCAAGGAGGUGCAGGCAAUGGCGAGGCAGAUGAGGGAUGCCUCUGUUGCAUACUUUAGACGGCUGCUGCAGUCACCUGUAGGGCCAGACAUAAUAGAGAGGUCGCUGCUGCUGCUGCAGCAGCAACCUGAAUACAGCACAGAGCCAGAGAGAGCUGCUUCCGUGCUGCUGUUGCUGCAGCACUCACAGGAGGAGCAGCUAGAGAUGUACAGACGAGAGGUCCGACACCUUAUACGAUUCCUUAGCCAGCACGAAGUCUAA